Chenopodium quinoa (quinoa) is the source of this 1842-nucleotide messenger RNA. RefSeq names its product probable glycerol-3-phosphate acyltransferase 3. The transcript is spliced from 2 exons. Gene Ontology annotation, cellular component: membrane. Gene Ontology annotation, biological process: cutin biosynthetic process. Bases 131 to 1687 code for a protein of 518 amino acids. The record is from RefSeq and is a predicted model, not a curated record. NCBI's taxonomy places the organism in Eukaryota, Viridiplantae, Streptophyta, Magnoliopsida, Caryophyllales, Amaranthaceae. Gene Ontology annotation, molecular function: glycerol-3-phosphate 2-O-acyltransferase activity; phosphatase activity.
UGUAUACUAUCUCUACAUAGUCCUUUAUAUAUGUGUAUAAUUAAUUUAAGCCUAAACAACGUGUUAUGUAACUUAAGUUACUAAAAAAAUUGUUAAAUUUGAUUCUGAUAAGGUACCACAACAAAAUAUAAUGGUAGCAACUACGUCAUAUUUCUUGGAUAUAUGUAAGAAGUUUAGGAAUACUAUUAAUUUUUCUCAUGAGAUAGAGUCACAAAAAGUCCAUGUGUACACUUGUCUAUCCUCGCGGUUAGAGGAGCUAGUAAACCAUACUUUGGUCUUUAAUGUGGAGGAAACUUUGCUAAAAUCUUCUUCAUGGUUCCCUUUCUUCAUGUUGGUGGCAUUUGAAGGCGGUGGUCUUUUACGUGCUUUUUUAUUGCUCAUUUUGUACCCUUUAAUUUGCUUGGUAGACGAAGAAUGGAAGCUAAACAUAAUGGUUUUCGUGUGUUUUGUUGGGGUUAAAAGGAGUGCCCUAAAAUCAGUAGGAAGAACAGUCUUGCCAAAAUUCUUCUUGGAAGAUGUGGGAUAUCAAGGGUUCGAGUUGCUCACGAGGUUUCGAAAAAGGGUGGGAGUAACUAAUUUUCCUAGGGUUAUGGUUGAGGCGUUCUUGCAAGAAUAUUUGGGAAUUAAUACAAUAGUUGGAAGGGAGAUUAAGGUAUAUAGAGGGUACUAUUUAGGUUUGAUGGAAAGAAAAAAGGAUGAAAUUAAGGAAAUUACAAGUCUAGUUUGCAAGGGGGAAAACGUUAUUGUUAUUUCAGGGUGUGAGAAAACAUUAAAAGAUCAACAACUCAUUACAAAUUGCAAGGGUUUCUACUUGGUGAGAAAAGUUGAUAAGGAAAAUUGGAAUUAUCUUCCAAGGGACAAAUACCCUAAACCCUUGAUAUUCCACGAUGGAAGGUUAGCAUUUUUUCCAACCCCUAUGGCUUCAUUGACCAUGCUCAUAUGGCUACCCUUCGGCGUGAUCCUAUGCAUAACAAGAAUCAUAACCUCAAUUUUCUUACCUUUCAAAAUCUCCCUUCCAAUACUAGCCUUCCUUGGAACAAGUGGUUUAACGUCAAAAAAUUGUUCCAAUUCACAAACAAUAUUAAAUAGCUCAACCAACCAAAAUAGAAAUUCCAAGGGCAAAAUUUACGUGUGUAACCACAAAACGUUACUUGAUCCUAUCUACAUAUCAUACGCUUGUAAAGUCCCUCUAACUGCGCUAGCCUAUAGCAUUAGCAAAUUAAGCCAAGUUCUCACCCCAAUAAAAACCGUUAUCCUAACAAGGGACAAGGAGAAAGACGCGAAAGUCAUGCAAAAAAUGUUAAGCAAAGGCAGUGUUGUGGUUUGCCCUGAAGGAACUACGUGUAGAGAGCGUUACUUGCUAAGGUUUAGUCCCUUAUUCGCGGAGAUGACUGAUGACAUUGUUCCGGUGGCCUUAGAGGUUAAAGUUAACAUGUUUUAUGGUACAACGGCGAGUGGAAUCAAAGCAUUAGAUCCAAUAUUUUUCCUUUUGAAUCCAUAUCCUUAUUACUAUGUUAACAUACUUGAAAAUGUACCUAAAUCUCAUACUUGUGGAAGUGGUGGUUGGUCCAAUAUUGAUGUUGCUAAUUAUGUGCAAGCUGAAAUUGCUAAGUCAUUAGGAUAUACAUGCACAUUAUUAACUAGGAAAGACAAGUAUAUGAUGUUGGCUGGUAACACUGGUGAUUGAAGAUAUUAUUUUGAAUGUUGUAAUAUAUUGGAAUACUGAUUAAUUGUAAUUAGAUUCGAAUAUGAAUAAUGUUGCAAUAUAUUAGAAUACUGAUGAAUAAUUGUAAUUAAAUUUUCUUGUGAACAAAUAAUGUAAUUCCUCUGUUUAUUGAUGUA